This is a messenger RNA of Galleria mellonella (greater wax moth), 5601 nucleotides long. RefSeq names its product cilium assembly protein DZIP1 (gene DZIP1). The record is from RefSeq and is a predicted model, not a curated record. Gene Ontology annotation, biological process: cilium assembly. NCBI's taxonomy places the organism in Eukaryota, Metazoa, Arthropoda, Insecta, Lepidoptera, Pyralidae. The transcript is spliced from 9 exons. Gene Ontology annotation, cellular component: ciliary basal body; cytoplasm. Bases 2256 to 5558 code for a protein of 1100 amino acids.
UAAUAAUAGACGAUUAAUUAAUAAUAGCGGAGUAUAUUGAGAUAUAAUUUAUUUUACUUUUAAAAAUAGAAUUUUUUAUUUAUUUUUCAGUCAAUUCAUAUUUGAAUAGGAAACGUCAUUAAAAUAUUACAUAUAUUUGAUUUGGGAAAAAACGGUGAAAACUGUCAAGGAUAUUUUAUGCAAAAUGCUUAAGAAAGCAUCACUAGUAACCUAGUGAUGACACAAAUUAACUACUGUGAACUCAAUACGGUCUUUUGUGAAGUCGAAAAUUGUUGUAAAGCGUCGAAGUGCUUAUUAGAAUGAAAAAAAAUUAUUCAGAGAGAAUUGUGUAUUUUUAUUAGAACAAGGACACGAAGACAAAAAGGUUACAUCGAACAGUAAUUUUAAAAUUAUAUCAAAACCUUUCCAGCCGUUAUCAACAAAAAUAUCAUCAAUUUGAGGCUAUAUAGCAGAAAGCUCCGAAAGUUCAAUAACUUUGAGACGUGCAAUGUUCUUGAAACUCGAUAUGGAGGAAAAUGAACAUGACCUAAGUCAGUUGGAUGCCAGUAUUUUGUCAGGACAGCGGCCAGUAUGUGAAAGGAUCGUUAGAUAGAACAAAUAAAUAUUGAUGUAUUAUAUUUUUCUAGUAUAUGCAAUAUUCUUAGAUUAUAUUGUAAUGACGUUUCCUAUUCAAAUACGAAUUGACACAAAAAAAUCUACUUUUAAAAGUAAACUAAAUAAAACUUCGACGUACUAACCAUCCCCCCCCCCUGAGAUGAUUUUGCAAGACUGACAGACAGACAGACACAAAAACUACAUUUUACACAAAAUAAUAAUUAUUAUAACAUUACAAGCCGAGGGGCAAGGGAUUGUUAGUAAUGGGGAGGUUAGUCCCUAUUGUUAUCAAUAUACCCUACCAGAUCGACCUCCACGCGGUUCCCCUGGAAACCAUCAUGACUAAUUUAUUGUUAAAUUCGUCACGAUGGACUAACUGACCUGCCUUUUCAUCUUCACCAAUCAUCUCUCACUGGUGCCCCGUGUGUAUAACACGAGGCAACGGCUCAAAAAUUUUACUCGUAGAAUCGACAUUGUUUAUAUUGCUUCAAAUUUUCGCAAGAUCGCCUGAUUCAAUCACUAAUGCAUACAAUCGCUAAAUAAAAGGCCUUAUACAUUUGUCCUUAUCAGUUUCUUUUUAGCAACUCUAGGGCAAUAAGAUAAGACCUACUAGUAUAUGAAAGGUUCGUUGGCGACUGAAAAUAGAUAUAUUAUAUUUUUUCUAGUAUAUGUAAUAUUCUUAUGACGAACCUUUCGUAGAAUCAAAGCGGUCGCCGUGAUCGAAAACGAUCACAAUUUAUCAUUUAAAUUCCUGUUUAAAGACUAAACAAUAUGCAAAACCUUUUGAUAUAAAUACAGAAAUUUAAUCAAUGAUUAACCCAAAAAUGUAAUAAGAACUUUUAUAAGUAGGUACUAACCUACCCAGUACUACCCUACUUACAUUGGGGAGAAAGGGAUUGUUAGUGAUGGAGACUGAGAAUCCCAUUGCUAGCAAUAUACCCAACCAGGUCGACCUCCUCGCGGUUCCCCUUGGAAACUAUCAUGGUUAAUUCCUGAUGAAUUCAUCAUGAUGGGCUAACUGGCCUGUUUUCAUUCUCAUCUAUCACCCUUCACUGGUGCUCCGCCAGCGUAUCCCGUUAGCGCAGGCGGAGUUACCAUUCCAUUUUCACCCAUAAAAAAAAACCUACUUACAUGGGGGGGGGGAUUAGUUUAAGGGAUUGUUAGUAAUGGGGUCAAAUAGCCUCAUUACUAGCAAUAUACCCUGUCAGGUCGACCUCCACGUGGUUCCCCCUGGAAACCAUCGUGACAAAUUCUAGUCGUCUGGAUGGGCUAACUGACCUACUUUCAUCUUCAUCUGUCAUCCCACACUGGUACCUCGCCAGUGUACCAAUAGCGCAGACAGGGUUACCAUACCAUUAUCACCCAUUAAAAAACCUACUUACAUUAUGUUCAUAUUUAAAAAUAACUCUAUAGUAUACUUACAUAGUCAAACAAAAUAUAAAGUAUAGAUUAAGGAUUAAUACCUGACAUAUAAAUAUGAUUUUUUGACAAAACUUUUUGUGUUCAUUUUCAUGUUGCUUGGCAACAUAAACGUAAAUAUAAACACAACAAACUUCAAUCGCGUCAAAGCUUGCCCCAUAUCUGUUGCUUUGCAUUAAAAUAAUUGUUAUAAUUAAUUUUAUUUAGCAAAGAAAUUAAUAAAUCAGUUAUUACUCAGUACAAUGGCUAGCAAGACUUCGUAUGAACUCCAUCAUAACUUCCCUAAGUUAGCCGAAGAGUCUGGCUUCACUUUUAAUAAUAUUAGACCUCGCAUUCAUAUCGACUGGAAUAAAAUUAGAUUAAUUGACAUAGACUAUUUAAUAAAGGAGAGAAAAUUUUGUCUAAUCGAGCAACACAUGAAUGACGUACUAAACUGUGUAUUGGAAUCUGAAUUCGAUGUGCGUAUUCUCAAUGAAAGCGUACUGAAGAUGUUCCGUCUAGCGCAAUUAGCAGUCGAAUACCAACAAUUUUGUCGGCACUAUCUUGACCGAAGCGUUUAUGUUCUACGAGAGGAGAUAUCUUCACUUAUGCAGGAGCUCGACCUGACAAAAAAAGACCUACGGGAAAAGGAAGAGGAAAUAAAAAAACUAAGAAGAAAAACAAAACAUACCUAUAGAACUCCACUCCCAUAUGGAAAUGAUAAUAUAGCUAACAUGAUUUUAAAAACUCUUACAAACAGAAAUGAUAUGUUUGCUUCGACCUCUAACGUUGAUACCAUGCAAUAUAAUAAAUGUAGUUAUUGCGAAAAAGUGUUUUUAAAUCAACUUUAUUUAAAAAGCCACAUAUCCAGGCGGCAUACCAAUGUUAUGGAAAUACCUGAAAACGACAGAGCAGAAAACAUUCAAAGUACACUUAAUAAUAAAGAAAACGCGAAAUUAAGUGACGAACUGAUGGAACUUAGAGCUAAAUUAAAAGAAAUGGAAGCAAUUAUUAUUAAUACUGUGUCGAAUCAAAAUAAAGAAGAAAAUAAAUCGACAGAAUAUAUAAACAAUGAAGAUAAAAUUGAAAUAGGCAAAAAUGUUUCAAAAAAUAUGAAAGACGUAGAAGUUUCGACAAAUAGUGAAGAUUAUUUAUUAGAUAAAAUAGAAGAAUGGAAAAAGGAAGAACAUGAGAAAUACAACAAAGAAAUAAUGCUUUUAAGAAACCAAAUUAUGGAAACUAUUAGUUCCUUUAAAGAAAAAGAAAGUAAAACAAUUGUACAGAAUGAAUUGAAUAUUAUAGAUCAAUUGCAUGCUACAAUACGUCAACAGGGCACUGAAAUUUUAGCCUUAAAACAAGAAUUAAAUGAUUCGAAAUCAAAAGCGGCAAAUGAAAAUGCUCAAAGAUUUAAAGAAGCUGAAGAACAAAUGACAAUUUGGGGGAAACGCGCAGAAGAACAAACUAAACAGUACGAGUUGUUACUUAAAAAAUUAAAUGAUGUAGCUAAGGAAGCUCAAGAAUCAAGAAACCAGGCCGAAAAAGAAAAGGAGAAAGUAGCACAACUGCAGGCAAUUUUAGAGGAACAGUUACAUAAAAAUAAUUCGAAUGAUAAUGAAAAUAUUUCCAGCGAUAUUGAGGAAGACCCUAAACCUGGCAAUAAAAAGAAUCAUUUUAAAGGAAACGGCAAGUUAUCUGCCACAUUGAUUAAUACGGGAAAUCCUAUAAGAAAAUCUACGCCAUUGGCUGAUCGAAACGCUCUCGAAAAACUUCAUUUAAAGGCGCAAGAACUUCUUAGUAUUGCAUCCAUUAGUUCCAGCUCUUCUGAUGUUUCAAGCACUGAAAUAAAUAAACCUAUUAUACAAAAACAAAAACCAACGAACAUAAAACAAGAUCAGCUAAAGCAGAGAAAAGAUAUCAGCGACUUUAACAAACAAGACAUAAAAAAUAUAGAGAAGGCAUCUAACAAUCUGAUUAACUCUAUUAAAAAUAAAUCAAAAGAAUCCUUGAAACUAAAAGAAGCUAGUACAAAAAAGGAUAAGAUAAAAUCCCGUUCAAAGGUUGUAACUAAUGGCCCUAUUGUUGUUCCAAGAAGUCCAUCAAAGUUGGUGCGUGCAAAACUAAUAGAAGAAGUAAAUAACCGUUUAAUAAUGGCAGGAAUGGACCCACUCAAGAACAGGUUACCCAAAAGUAUAUUUCAAAAACAGCGACUCCUGCUACAACAGCAACAUGAAUUGAAAUCUAAGAAAAAUUCUGAUCACGAUAAAAUAAGACAUACAAUUUUGGCUUAUUUGGAUUCAAGUGUAAUAAAAAAGAAGAAUGCAAUUCCUGACGACUAUGUUUCUCCAGAUAAAGUAUCUAAGUUUAGUAGUAUAACAUCAGUUUUGUCCAAUGUAAAAAGUAAAGCUUUGUCAUUAGUGAAAUCAAAUGACAAUCAGAUCAAACACAAACCACUGAACUCGGACAUGACAAAAAGGGCAAUGUCUUUAUUAAAGACGCCUCCUGGAUCAGCGCAUUCUAGUCCCAUAAUUAAACAACAUAGUCCCAUUAAAAAGAAUUUGGAGAAAGAAAAAGAAUUAAACCACAAUUCAAAUCAUGAGGUCAAAAAUAACAAUGCAUAUAAGAAUAAAACUAAAAAAAGACAAACACUGGCUACAAGUUCCGCAUUGGACACAUCAAAUAGUGAUUCCGCUGAAAACGAUCAUAAAUAUUAUAAAGCAGUUGUUCAGCAAUCAUCUAAAACUGUAGAAAACCUAAUCAAGUCUCCCGCUAGAAGACCUUCAUCCGCUAACUCAGAUUAUAAAAAUGCCGUAAAGAAAUAUGCUUUCGACGCCGAUGUAAACACUAUACAUUCUCAGUCAAAAGCAACUAUAUCUAACUACCAAAAUGAUUUCACUAAUGACAAAUUGAUAAAAGAUGAUAAAAUCGUAGAGAAAUACGACAGUAGUGAAGAAUCGUUAAAAAAUGUAGCUCUUGUAAAAGCAAUCUCUGAGGAAAAUAUUCAUAAUCCAAAACAAACUAAGGGAGUUUUGAAAAGUGCAUCUUCAAUGUCUUCUUUAAAUAAGAAGAAAGUAUUAUUUGAUAUGGAUGCAAUUCAAAUGAAAUCUGUAAGUGCAUCGCCAUCGCAAAGCAUCACUGAAAAAAGUGAUUCUAACGAAAAAUACGAACUAGGCCUGAUAAAUCUCGAUGGCGAAGAGUGGGAUAUAUCUAGCAUAGAAAAUGAACCUUUAAAGACUGCUGCUAAAAUUCAAGUAAAUACACGUACAAGUCCAAAAAUUGCAGAACUAAAACAAACUAUAGAGUCACAGUUGGCACGGCGCAACGACACUCCUUCUACUGUUCUUGUUGGUGGAGUAGAUGUUUUGUCUGGACAAAUGAUAAAAGCUUCUUGUAUAGGCGGCAGCAAUACCAGUCUGGGCAGCUCUAUUCUUGACGAUUCUGAUAGUAUACCAGCAACUAACCACAAAGCAUUCGUAAAACCGAAAAAUGUCCCACAAAAAGAUGACAGCGAAUUGGAUAUUUCUGAAUUCAGUAUAGAUGGAUUAGGCAAUAAGAAUGAAUCUUUUUAAUAUUGAAGAUGAAAAAUAUUUUUAUAAUAUAUAGUUAAUGAAA